Messenger RNA from Cyprinodon tularosa, 1864 nucleotides. RefSeq lists its product as uncharacterized. Gene Ontology annotation, biological process: DNA integration. Gene Ontology annotation, molecular function: nucleic acid binding. The coding region runs from base 380 to 1786 and encodes 468 amino acids. NCBI's taxonomy places the organism in Eukaryota, Metazoa, Chordata, Actinopteri, Cyprinodontiformes, Cyprinodontidae. The transcript has 8 exons. The record is from RefSeq and is a predicted model, not a curated record.
AAUCCGGCAAAGCAUAUGUGAAGGGGAAGGCGGGGUUUGUAGAGUUGAGCUGUGAAUCCUCAGAUGAUCCAGUCCGUGUAGAAACCAGGAGGCAACUUCCGGUUCAUUUAUAUUGUUGGAUUUGAAUUCUACAAUAAACCCAGAUCGCUCACCUUAAAAAUUCAUUUAAAUGGAUAACUCCUCCCACGCCUCCUCGUUACUUUUACUCUGUUCGUCCUCCGUCAGAGUGUAAAGGAACGCACCCAGACGUCCGCUGGCUCCUCUGUGGGAUUGUAAUCCCAGGCUGUAAUCCUCCAGCUGCUGGGAUUGUUCGGUGUUUCCCUGCAGGGAGACGGUGGGGCUCCUUUCUGCCCCUCCGGGUGUACCUUCUGCGUGGGACAUGCUGAGCGUGGACAGUUUACAGGUGGCUGAGGAGGAGAUGGUGGAGUCCAGCUCCAACAAACUCUCUGACAUUUACACGUUCGUGGCCAAAGGCAGCCUCCCUCUGACCAUGAAUCCUCUACAGAAGAAGAAUUUUAAAAGAUACGCCAAGAAAUUCAUCUUUGAAGAGGGGAAGCUGUUCUACGUCGGACCCAAAAAGGAGGAGAAGCGGGAGGUGGUGAUCGAGGCCAAGAGGAAGAUGCAGAUCUUCCUGGAUUCCCACCUGAGUGACGUCGGCCGUCAUCUGGGCCAGAAGAAAACCGUCCACCGGAUCCAGAGCAGGUUCUACUGGCUCGGCAUCAUUAAGGACGUGGUGGAGUGGAUCAAAGUGUGUGAAACCUGUCGGCAAACCGAGAGGAACAAGAACCUGGCCAGAACUGUCCGGCCCGCUAGAGUGGAGGCACCCUGGGAUAUCGUUGGCAUUGAUUUCAUCGGACCGUUCACAGAAACCCGGCGAGGGAACAGAAGCGUGGUUCUGUUCAUCGAUUACUUUAGCAAAUGGCCAGAGGCUUUCCCCGUGCAAACAGUGGACCCCCUGUCGGUGGCCAGGUGUGUCUCCAACUGCAUAUACAGGUUUGGAGCCACUAAAACGGUGGUUUGCGCCCAGAAGCCUGAAUUCUGUGAAGAGGUGUCAAAGGUGCUGCAUGAGAAGUGGAAGCUGGUGCAGAGGGUUUCUGCUCUGGAUCAGCCUCAGCUCAACCCGCUGCACGACUGCAGCGGCCCGCUGCUGAAGGAGGCUGUGGAGCAGAUGGUGGCGGAGAAGCAGGCGGACUGGGACGACUUCCUGGACCCGGUCCUCUUCCUCUUCCGGACCUCCAGCAACCCGACGACCAAGUUCGCUCCAUAUUCGCUCAUGUUUAGCAGGAAGGCCAAUCCACCCGGCGAGACCAGGCUGACGCCGCCUCAAUACGACGAGCCGGAGACGGACGGCUGCAGGGAGCAGGACGGCUGCAGGGAGCAGGACGGCUGCAGGGAGCAGGACGGCUGCAGGGAGCAGGACGGCUGCAGGGAGCAGGACGGCUGCAGGGAGCAGGACGGCUGCAGGGAGCAGGCCUCCACAUGCAUGAACAUAAUGCGUGAGCAGCAGAACGCCGUUAAGCAGAUGGUGAUUGCAAACAUGAAUGCGGCCUACAAACAGGAGAAGAAAAGGAAGAAGGCAAAGCGCAGGAUGCAGAGCGCCUCCCCGGCUACGCUGAAGGUUACAGAGCCCCUGUUUGCUGCAGGGGACUCACCCUCCGCCAAAAAAGUCAAAGACAGCUUGUAUCUGUCCUUUCCCGUGGAGACGGUGCUGGCCACCGAGCCGAACGGCGCCGAGGGCGUGAAGACGGAGCUGGCGUACCGCCUGGCUCAGCCUGACGUCCACUGAUGAUGAUGAUGCUGACUGAACAGUGUCAUUUAAGGCUGAAGCUCAGAGAUUCACCUCCACUUUCUGCAAACAGACACC